AGAUAUUUACCAGUAGGCUUUAAAGGGUUAAAGUAAGGCUGAUUACAGUUGAGCAGUAUUUCGGUGUUCGUUACACUGAAUUUUUGUUAGCCACGUUGUUGCGAAUUCCAGAACAUCUCCGAAGGAGACAUAUGUAACUCUUGCUCCGUACUGUUCAAUGAGAUAAUAAGAGCUCUGUAUAUUGGCUACGUAACUGAUUUGCAGCUGAGUGGACAUAUUCUGUCACCUCACUGUGUUAACACGACUUGCACGGCAUGAAGAGGUUUGAAUAAAACUAGCAAUUUUUUUAUUUACUUAUAAUAAGAUCAACAAUAACGAGUAAAUUAUAUAAUUGUAACAAAUAAUUGCAUAUAAUACACAAUAAUGGCAAUAAAUCUCGAAUCGUUUGUGACUAUUCUGGUUGCCAUCGUCUUCGCCUUCUUCACAUUUUUGUACUUUUAUUUCACGCGUAAUUUUAACUUCUGGCAGAAACACGGAAUUCCGUACUUAAAGCCGACGACCUUUGUAGGAAAUCUGAAGAAAGUAUUCUUCCAGCAGCUGGAUAUAAACACUCACCUUAAGGAUAUCUAUAAUGAACACAAGGACAAACCCUACGUCGGAAUAUUCUCAUUCGAUCGGCCGAACAUAAUCAUAAAUGAUUUGGAACUUGUCAAGAACGUCUUGGUAAAAGAUUCCCAGAACUUCAUUGACCGCAUCGUAGCUGUCGAUGAGACGCUGGAUCCCCUGUUCGCCAAGAUCUUAUUUUCUCUCAAAGGCCAAAAGUGGCGGAACACAAGAGCGAAUGUGACGUCGACCUUCACGUCAGGAAAAAUGAAGAUGAUGUUCUAUAUCGUGGAGAAGUGCGCAAAGGAGCUGCGAGGCUAUCUUGACAGAACGGCAGUGCGUGGUAUCCCCAUCGAAACGAUGGAAACAAUGUGCAAAUACACAACGGACGUCAUUUCGUCAUGCGCCUUUGGGAUCGAAAGCAAUUCUCUUAAGAAUCCUAAUGCCGAGAUAAGAGAAAACUUUCGUAAAAUCUUCGAAAAAUCUUUUCGCAAAGGUAUUGCUGGAUUAUUGAUGUUCUUUGCACCGAAUCUUCAGAACUUCUUCAGACUUAAAUUCGUGGAUGACGAGUAUGCCAACUUCCUAAGGAGAACGAUUUGGAGCACUGUAGAGUAUAGAGAGAAGCACGGAAUAGUACGGAAUGACUUUCUGGAUUGCUUGAUGGAGCUAAGGAGAAAGGGGAAGAAAAUUGGAGGCAGGAAGCACACUGAGGAGCUAUUCAAAAUAGACGGGGACGACUUCGUAGGUAUGGCAUUCUCCUUCUUCAUUGCUGGUUUCGAAACGUCCGCCUCCACCUUGGCCUUCGCAUUGUACGAAUUGUCUUUCAAAUCGGAAAUUCAGAAGCGCAUAAGGACAGAAAUCUCUGAGGUCCUGAGCAAAUAUCACCAGGAUGUGACAUACGACGGAAUACAGGAAAUGCCGUACCUUCACAUGGUGGUUUCAGAGACGCUACGGAAGUACCCUGUGCUCGGAUUCCUGGACAGAACGUGCCUCAGUGAUUACCAACUUCCGGGACCUUCUGGAGAAGGGAGCGUCACACUCCGUGCGGGAACAGGGGUGUACAUUCCUCUGUUGGGUAUUCAAAUGGACCCACAAUACUUUCCAGAUCCCGAGAGAUUCGACCCGGAGCGUUUCACAGAAGAAAACAAACAGACUCGUCCACAUUAUUCGUAUUUGCCAUUCGGAGAUGGCCCCAGGAAUUGUAUUGGGACGCGGUUCGGACUGAUGCAGGUCAAAGCAGGACUGAUUCACAUUUUGUCCGACUACGAGGUGUCUUCCUGCAAGGACACUCCUGUACCGCUACUCUUCAGCCCAAAGGCCUUUCUAGUGCAACCAGCCACCGAGAUACUGUUGGUCUUCAAUAAGCUCAAUUAGCAGUCCUGCCUUCUUGUCGAUCGUCGAAAACUUCACCAGUUAUACUUUGUGUGGGGUGAAGAUGUCUGUGUUCUGGGUUGUUAUGCCGUGUAGUCUGAUAGAAGUUUAGCGACUUUUCAGAAGUCCUUGCCGUCUCCAUCAGAAGACAUACGAUGGAGACAGCUUAUUCAGAAAUUCUGUCACGUGUCGACUGCAAUGUGGGUGUCCUGUCACGCUAGAAGUACUUUUAUAUUAGUAUUCUAUAUCGUAAUUUUUAAUUCAAACUCUAGAUCCUUAAAAGCUGAGAGUCGAUCUCAUGUCCAUAUGACAUUUCUGACUGAGAAUUACUUCUGGAAUAAGUUCCUGAAGCCCUGACGUAAAGACAUAGCAUAUUCAAACAAUUAAUUCCAUUCUAAAAACUAUUUUAACAGAAGCUCCACUUUUAAUAAUCUGAAACAAUAUACAAUUUAAAGACCUAGCGUUAAUGGUGCUUUGUUGCUCCCUACAUCAAAAGUACACGUUUCCGCCAUGUUAUUGUCGAUUUUUGGAAAUUAAGAACGUGUGAGGUUGACCUCCAGUGGAGUAACGUGCAUAAAAUUCUAGCAAAUUCUUUAAAACUUCACAGAGGAGGAUUUGAGGUUUUCAUGGCGGUGAGUACGAAGAUGGCCAUCUUCAAUUCUUCACAUGUUUAACGUACGAAAUUGUAGCUUAAACAAACUUCAACACCUUGCUGCAAUACAGUCCGACGUGUGAAGUCCA
Molecule: messenger RNA, 2655 nt
Organism: Zootermopsis nevadensis
Lineage: Eukaryota; Metazoa; Arthropoda; Insecta; Blattodea; Termopsidae
Product: cytochrome P450 6j1-like
Molecular function (GO): monooxygenase activity; iron ion binding; heme binding
Source: RefSeq, a predicted model, not a curated record